UUGUUUUUUUUAAUUGAUUUCUUGAUCAAGAAGCAAUUGCUUUAACAGGCAAUAACCAUGGCAUCCGAGUUGCAACAAGAUUCAGUCAUAGCUGGAGGAAACAAGACUAUUCUUUGUAUCGAUACCUCCAAAAUCAACAUUGAAUCGAGGAGUAUCUGGCUACAUGGUAGCCCUCUCAACAGCGCUACGUCUCUACUCUUGUUUCAGCUCUCUGGCAUUUCCACAGUCUCACUGCUAAUCGAUGUUUGCCUCAGGCCUUUAGGGCAAUCAACCUUAGUUUCACAGAUUUUUGGUGGAAUGAUAUUUGGCCCGUCCUUUCUUGGCUACAACAGAGAUGUAAGAGAGAUCCUUUUCCCGAUGAGAAGCACCAUGAUAAUGAGCACAUUUGCAGGAUUUGGCAUAAUGUUCUACCUCUUCGUAACCGGAGUAAAGAUGGACCCUGUCCUCAUGGUGCGGCCAGGACGAAAGGCUGCAGUCAUAGGUGCUGCAAGUCUCUUUGUUACGCUGGUUUUUUCCGUUGCCCUUGCUUUGGUCUUGAAGAAUUUUAUCACUCUGAGCUCCAACCUCCAGAACUCGAUAAUGCUCAUAGCAUCAUCACAGGCUUUAACAGGUUUUCCUGGAAUUGCUACCCUGCUGGAUGAACUCAAGAUUCUCAACACUGAUCUUGGCCGGCUAGCCGUCACUUCGGCAAUGUUUUGCGAUUUAAUUGGCAUGUCUAUGGUUGGAAUUAUUUUCUCAUUGCAACAAAGUACCUCCAGCGAUAUCUUUGGUUGUGUUCCACCAAUAUUGUCUAUAGUUGCAUUAGUUGUCUCCAUAUUUGUUAUUCUUAGACCAAGAUUAGUAAAGAUGUAUUACCAAACACUGGAAACAAAAUCUGUUGAUGAGAACAGCAUAGGAUUCAUUUUCCUUUUAGUCAUGGUAGCUGCAUUUCUGAGUGAGGUGAUUGGCCAGCAUUACAUCAUCGGACCAUUAAUUUUAGGUCUGGCUGUGCCUGAUGGACCGCCCUUGGGAUCAGCUAUAUCAUCAAGGCUAGAUACUCUUUCGAAAGCAUUUCUCUAUCCUGCUUACAGCGCACUCAGCGGGAUGCAAACCGACAUCUUUGCCAUCGACUUUCAAUCUUUUUAUGUUGUGGGGAUCAUCGUUGCCUUUGCUUUCGUGAUCAAGCUAAUAGCAGUGAUGCUGUCGGCUCUCUUUUUCGGUCUGUCCCUCAGAGAAGCUUUUGUGCUUGGACUCAUUCUAAAUGCAAGGGGCAUUGUUGAACUCACUUCGUACAACCUCUGGAAGGAGAGCGAGCUGAUCGAGGACAAAGAAUUUGCCUUAGUCAUGAUGUCAUUGGUGAUCGUGACGGUAGUCAUAACCCCAAUGAUAAGAAAGUUGUAUGAUCCUUCAAAGCAAUACGCUUCCGUAAAGAGAAGUACCAUCCAUCAUGCGAAGCGUGAUUCAGAGUUUCGAAUCGUGGUUUGCCUCCACAGCCAUGAAAGUGUCCCGACAAUUAUGAACCUUCUUGAAGUAUCCCAUGCCAGCAGAGAGAGUCCCGUUGCCGUCACAGCUAUGGUCCUUGUUGAACUCGUGGGGAGAUCCAUCCCUAUCCUUCUACCAAACCAUAGCCGAAGGUUGGUACCAACAAACUCAUCCACAGCAGGCCGAGUAUGCAAUGCCUUUAGUCAGUACGAGGAGGACAAUCAAGGCUGCGCCAGCGUUCAAUCAUACACCUCAAUCUCACACUUUCAGACAAUGCACGAUGACAUCUGUCGUAUAGCGUUUGAGAAGCGUGCCCACAUUGUCAUCGUGCCUUUUCACAAGCAAUGGGCUAUAGAUGGCAAGAUUGGGUCCAUGAGCCGUCCCAUACAAAACCUGAACAUUAAUGUCCUGGAAAAGGCGCCAUGUUCAGUUGGAAUCCUUAUUGACAGGGGAGUCUUAAAUGGAUUCGUUUCAGUUCGAACUUCAUCAAAAUUCCAGGUCGCUGUUCUCUUCAUUGGUGGCCCUGAUGACAUGGAGUCACUAGCUUAUGGCUGUCGAAUGGUGAAACAUGAAAGUGUUAAUCUAACUGUCAUUCGUUUCCUUCUCUUUGGAGGCGAAAACUCCAAAGACAGGAAGAAUGACAGCCAACUGAUCAAUGAACAUCGCCAAGAUAACAUGGGAAAUGAACGUUUCUUGUAUGUAGAAGAGGUGUUAAGGGAUGGGGAAGGGCUAUCUUCAUAUAUCCGUGGAGCCAUAGCACAUUUUCAUUUGAUCUUAGUAGGGAGAUACCAUCCGCAAUCACCACUUCUCGAAGGACUUGGGGAGUGGAGCGAGUGCCCGGAGCUUGGGAUUGUCGGUGAUAUGCUUGCUUCACCAGAUUAUAAAACCACCACGACGGUGUUAGUGAUUCAACAACAAAGACUAGGAGGUAAGUUGUUCAACCAUAAUCUGCCAUUUGUGGUGCGGAACAGGGAUUCAUCAGUUGUCCCUGAUGAUUUGCCAAAGAAAUUGCUUCAUCAUGGCCCCGGGGAUGAUUCAUUUUCCAUAUCAUUAGACGACUUUGAUACGUAUUAGAUAGGUUUUUUUACAUGAAAAACAUAUGACUGGUUCUUUCCUCCCCUUGUCCUGAUGUAGGGCACUUUGGUUGGAAACCAACUUCAAGCGAUAGCUAAGUAGGACAGUUUAGCAUUUCAUAUAUUCUUCAA
This is a messenger RNA of Theobroma umbraticum, 2666 nucleotides long. Its product is annotated as cation/H(+) antiporter 15-like. Gene Ontology annotation, molecular function: antiporter activity. The record is from RefSeq and is a predicted model, not a curated record. Gene Ontology annotation, biological process: regulation of pH; proton transmembrane transport. Gene Ontology annotation, cellular component: endomembrane system; membrane. NCBI's taxonomy places the organism in Eukaryota, Viridiplantae, Streptophyta, Magnoliopsida, Malvales, Malvaceae.